This is a messenger RNA of Brachypodium distachyon (stiff brome), 3212 nucleotides long. RefSeq lists its product as uncharacterized. The coding region runs from base 78 to 2969 and encodes 963 amino acids. The record is from RefSeq and is a predicted model, not a curated record. Lineage: Eukaryota; Viridiplantae; Streptophyta; Magnoliopsida; Poales; Poaceae. The transcript has 6 exons.
AAGAGACAGAAGCGCAAAAAAGCCUGCAAGUCGAAAAAGGAGAAGGGCGAGCGGAGGAGCGGAGCAGACCCGGCGAUAUGCUGCGAGGCGGCGCCGGAUCGCGAGCUGCUGCGGCGGCGAAGCCUCCUCGCCGCCCGCCCGUCCCGUCGCGCCGAGCGCGAGGGGCGGCCGCCGCUCGGGAAAGCUCCAAGGACGGCGGAGGCGCCGCGUCGGUGCUGGAGGAUCCGGUGGUGUCUUCCGUGGAGGAAUCCUCUUUCACUUUUGAGUUCAAGAGAGGGCCCAAACGGGCGAGGAAGGGUAUGCCACCGGCCGAAACGCACGGAGGGAAAGAGAACUGGGGGGAGGGAUUCACUGCAAAGACACACGUGGUGAAGGAGGCACCAAAAGAGGUUGAGUUCACUCAUUGUGCGCCUGGUAUUGUCGCGAGGCUGAUGGGUCUUGACACUGUGCCGAGGUCCAAGAAAGUUCUUGAUCGGUGCCAGAGCGACAUCCAGAGCAAUAUGCGGCAGAAAUUAUCCGGAGGUGUUCAAGAAGUGGCUCGUGCUUCAUGUGAUGAUCGGCCAUGUCGGAGCAGUGCUGAUGAGCUGCCAGAACUGAAGGAUGUUUUUGAGGUGACUGAGAUGGAGAACAUGGCGAUGCGCAAGGCGUUGCAGUCAGGGAAUGAGAAGCCGCGCCUGAGAAGCGACAAUGCUGAUCUGGAAUUCGUGAGGCAGAAGUUCUUGGAUGCAAAGCGCCUUUCCACCGACGAAGGCCACAGGAGUUCUAAGGAGUUCAGUGAAGCACUUGAGAUACUGUACUCCAAAAAGGAUGUUUUCCUUGAAAUCCUUCAGGAGAACAGUACUGCUUUGUCAGGAUUUCCUGGGCACAUCCUUGGUUACAGUGGUUCUCAGUGCGAUCCCCAUGCAAGUAACGGUGCUGGCUUACAAUUGUUUGAGCAAGACAACCUUCACAGCAUGGAAGUUGAGUCUGAAUCGGAUAAUUUGGCACCAAAGGGACGGAAGAGUUCGGGGCGUUCCUCACAAAUUGUUGUCCUGAAACCAAACCUUCAGAGGACAAGUGCGACACCUGUUUCUUCAAGCGACGAAACAUUGCAGUUUGGUCAGUGGCCUGGUACACAGUUUCUGAAGCCAUCACGCCGUAGUAUGUACAAGCAAGAUAGCAUGCAUUCCACGGCACCUAACAGUUUUCAAGUUCUAGAAUCAGCAGGAGAUACACCUGAACUGAAGGUUAUAAAACAAACCCCUAAAAGAUGUAGCAGAAGGAAACCAUCCGGGGUGGAACGCUACCUCGCAGUUGGCUGUCAAAGGGAAAAGGUGGCUUUAACUUCUCAUGAUGAGACCCUGCCAGUUUCUUCAUCUGCGCAUCCUGCUGGAUCAUCAGUGAGCAGGAAGGCCAGAAAGCACCUCUCUGAAAGAUGGCAAAUGGCCUGCCAAUCCAGUGCGGAAAAUUCAGUUCCUACAGAUACAAGAACACUAGGUGAAAUGCUUGAACUGACUGAUAGAGAUACAGCAAAAGUAACCACCCAGAAGAGUUUGCCAGAUCAGCAUGUCAAGCGCAAUAAUGCACAAGAGAUCCCAGCCAGCCCUCUUGGUAUUAGCAGUAAAGAUGGUUGGAAGGCAGGGAUUUAUUGUGAAGAUGAUUCAAGAGGUGGCACAUCAAGGAAUUUUCCCAGGUCCAAGUCUCUCCCAGCCUCAUCUACCCCUGUUACAAAAUUACAGGGCAGGAGGCGUUCUGCACCAUCUCCUAACUUGCCCAUUCUGAAAGAUAUAUUGAAUGCACCAACUGAUGAAUCUGGGAAUGCACAUGUUAGGAAGAGAUCAUCAAUCAGAAAAGCUAAGCCAAAAAAUGGACGAGUUAUCUUUCAUGCAGGGAAGGAAAAUAUGCUACCCGAGAAAGAGAUUUAUGUCACUUCAGAGCAAACAAGACACAGUGUCUGCAUUUCUGAUCUUCCCCGGACAAUCAACAUAUAUAAUAAUGAUCAUGCUAGUGUUGUUAUCAGUACUGAGGAUAACAAAUCAAUUGAUUCAGCUAUUCCACAUGAUGAUGUUCAAAAUUUCCAAGUUCGGAUAGGGUGCACGGAGCAGAAACUAGCAGAAUCAUUCCCAGAGUUAGAAGAAGUAAAUCCAAUAACAAUUCAUAAUCAUGACAAUACAGCACUGAAGGAGGGGGAAAGCCAAUCACUGGAGAGUUACAUUGCAGAAGUUGAUCACCAAGCAGUAAAUUCGGCACAUACUGCAAGUCCUGUAUGCUCGCAGUGCUCAAGUCCAACCGCUUCAUUGCAACAAGAUUCUGGAGAAGAGACAGCUUAUUCUGGAAUCUUUAAAAGCAUCAAUUUCGGUAUUCAAGAACUUAGAGCGCAGCUUAAGAUGUUGAAGAUGAAUGACCAAGCUGAUACGUGCAGAGAUUAUCCGGACACAUUUUUGAGCGAGGAGUGCAAUGAUACAGACAUUUCAGAUUACCAGGUGAAGGAAGAGCAUCUGCCUAUCUUUAAGGAUGAGGAGGACAGGGACUACUCCUAUGUCCAGGACAUGAUUGGCACUGCGUGUGACUCUCCAGUCUACCCAGAAGAGUGGCAAUUCAGCUCAAGUGUGUUCCUAUGGCUGGAAAACAAGUACAGCAAGCUGCUCCUGUGGUCGAGAUCGGACAGGAAGCUGCUGUUUGAUCUUGUUAACUCUAUCUUGGCUGACAUGUCUGCUGCAGGCAGCAGCAGCAGCUUGCAUUCAAAGAUGAUGAACUGCUGGCCUGAAUUGGAUCAGAGAAAGUUAGCUGAAAACAUCUGGCAAGCGGUGCUACUCGUGAGAAGGAGCUACCAGCCAUUUGAUCUGGACAGUGUCCAACCUCUGUCGCUGGACCAUUGCUCUGAAAUCGAAGUGUUCGGAGCAGAGAUCGUCGAAACGAUCUAUGGAGAUGUUCUACAAGAGUUCAUGGCCGAACUCAUGGCGCAAUACGGUGCAGUGUUUCUUUUAUGAGCGCAAAUAUCUGAGUGUGUAGUGGUUGAGAUAUCUGAUCAUGUAGAUAUAGCCUACUGCAAACCACUGGUUUGCAACAUGUAAUAUUCUGGAGGGGAGAGGGGACUCCAUUUGAUUGCUCUGUAGUCUGGACAUGUAUGCAUGGAGCCUUGUAUCUAUUUAGCACUAGAACAUAUGGAACUACCUGUAUGUGGGUGAAUAGACUUCUCCUAGUUGUUGCAUUGCCUCCUUUUUACCAUGAAA